AUGCUGCAGUAUGCUUUUCUUUUUGGUCCCGAAACUCCAAGUAAGAGAGCAGCAAGCAUUAAAUCUCCAUUCAUGGAAAAACUGAUGGAGAAGUAUUCAAACACCACAUUCCAAUCCCAGCUUGAAGCUAUGGAACGUGCUAUUAGAGAGACAGAAGCUCAGGGAAAAAUCCCCAUCAUCAAAGAACACUCGUAUUGCAUGAUGUAUUCAGACAUGCUUCGAAAUGAAGACAGAUCAAUUGCGCCAAUUGUGGACAAACUUCUGGAUCUUCCUGAGGCAGAGAAGGAGAAUGGAACCACUGCAGCACCUAGUUUCCCUAUUCCAAACCCUACCUUCCUUCCAGACCGCCUAUUUGCCACAUUCACACCCAUUUUGAAUAUCCGCCACCCAUGUCACAUGAUUUCCUCUCUCAGACGAGCUGCACAAUCUACAGGAGCGGGUUUUCCUGACGAGGAUACCCCUAUUGACACCCAGUUUAAAUGGCAACGAAUGGUGUAUGAUUGCUACAAGGCCUGGCUCUCCACUCCAGAAGGUAUCGAAGCAGUGGGAGGUGCCUCAAUUGCAGAACAUCUCCCCAUCAUUGUUGAUGGUGAUAAACUUGUUAAUAACCCCCAAGGACAGAUGGAGACUCUCUGUCGAAUCCUAAAUCUUGAUCCGUCUGGGGUUCAGUAUACAUGGGAAGCUCGGGAACCUGAUGCAGUCCUGACUGUAUUUGUUGGGACACUCGGCAAGUCAACUGGGGUUAUUAAGGGGAAGGAUGGGAGUGACAGAAUUCCAGUGUUGGAAGAGAAGGUGAAGAAAUGGACAGAGGAGUGGGACAAGAAGACGGCAGAGGACAUGAGAUUUUUGGUCGAGAAGACAAUGGAAGACUAUAACUAUCUUCUGAAACAUAGCAUCUAA
Marasmius oreades (fairy-ring Marasmius) is the source of this 900-nucleotide messenger RNA. RefSeq lists its product as uncharacterized. The record is from RefSeq and is a predicted model, not a curated record. NCBI's taxonomy places the organism in Eukaryota, Fungi, Basidiomycota, Agaricomycetes, Agaricales, Marasmiaceae. The transcript has 4 exons. Bases 1 to 900 code for a protein of 299 amino acids.